Molecule: messenger RNA, 2326 nt
Organism: Boleophthalmus pectinirostris (great blue-spotted mudskipper)
Lineage: Eukaryota; Metazoa; Chordata; Actinopteri; Gobiiformes; Gobiidae
Gene: mthfr
Product: methylenetetrahydrofolate reductase (NAD(P)H)
Exons: 12
Coding region: 132-2189 (685 amino acids)
Biological process (GO): tetrahydrofolate interconversion
Cellular component (GO): cytosol
Molecular function (GO): FAD binding; methylenetetrahydrofolate reductase [NAD(P)H] activity
Source: RefSeq, a predicted model, not a curated record
GCGGCGUGUAGCGUGACCCGCACUCCUCCCCGCACUCCGCAGCACCAUCACACACACCGCGGCGCAACGGCACAACGGCAGCAGCACAAAGAGCCACGCGGACCCGGGCUGGAGACUGAGCGUGACAGACGAUGGUGAACCAGGUGCAGCGCGGUGACGGGAGCUGGGGCAGUCGCAGCGACUCCAGCGCCGCCAGUACCAGCGGGGGGGACAGCUCCAAAGACAGCUCCCGAUGUUCCACCCCGGUCCUGGACUCGGACCGCUCCGACCGCCUCAGGGACAAGAUGCGCCGCCGGAUCGACUCCGGAGACCACUGGUUCUCCCUGGAGUUCUUCCCCCCGCGCACGGCCAGCGGAGCGGUCAACCUCAUCUCCAGGUUUGACCGUAUGGGCUCCGGGGGGCCCCUGUUCAUCGACAUCACGUGGCACCCGGCGGGCGACCCCGGCUCCGAUAAGGAGACGUCGUCCAUGAUGAUCGCCAGCACCGCGGUCAACUACUGCGGCCUGGAGAGCGUCCUCCACCUCACCUGCUGCAACCAGAGCCGCGCCAACAUCAGCGCUCACCUGGCCAAAGCCAAACGCCUCGGCCUCAAGAACAUCAUGGCCCUCAGAGGAGACCCGGUGGGGGAGGACUGGGAGGAGGAGGAGGAAGGAUUCAACUACGCCGUGGAUCUGGUCAAACACAUCCGCUCGGAGUUCGACGAUUAUUUUGACAUCUGCGUCGCCGGGUACCCCACCGGGCACCCCGAGGCCGACAGUUACAAGGACGACCUGAGGCACCUGCAGGAGAAGGUGGCGGCAGGUGCAGACUUCGUCAUCACGCAGCUUUUCUUCAGAGCCGAGACCUUCCUGAAGUUUGAGGAGGACUGCAGGGCCAUCGGGAUCACCUGCCCCAUCCUGCCAGGGAUCUUCCCCAUACAGGGGUACCAGUCUCUGCGGCAGCUGGUCAAACUGUCCAAACUGGAAGUUCCAGAGGAGAUCACCAAAGUGAUCGAGCCCAUCAAAGACAACGACGCCGCCAUCAGGAACUACGGCAUCCACCAGGCGGUGGAGAUGUGCCGCGUGCUGCUCGACAGCGGGAAGGUCCCAGGGCUGCACUUCUACACUCUGAACAGAGAAGUCGCCACCAUGGAGGUGCUCAGGCAGCUCGGCCUGUGGCAGGAGGACCCCAGGCGUCCUCUGCCCUGGGCGGUCAGUGCUCAUCCCAAGAGGAAAGUGGAGGAUGUGCGUCCGAUCUUCUGGGCGUCCAGACCAAAGAGCUACAUCUACAGAACCCAGGACUGGGACGAGUUCCCCAACGGACGCUGGGGAAACUCGUCGUCUCCCGCCUUCGGGGAGCUGAACGAUUAUUACCUGUUCUACCUGAAGAGUAAAUCGUCCAGAGACGCUCUGCUGCAGAUGUGGGGGGAGGAGCUGCACAACGAGCAGAGCGUCUUCGAGGUCUUCACCAACUACAUCGCCGCUCUGCCCAACCGCCAAGGACACAAGGUUUUGUGUCUUCCCUGGAACGACGAGCCUCUGGCCCCGGAGACGAACCUGCUGAAGGACGAGCUGGAGAAGGUGAACCGCAGAGGAGUCCUGACCAUCAACUCUCAGCCCAACAUCAACGGGAAACCCUCCACGGACCCGGUCGUGGGCUGGGGGCCCCCGGGCGGAUACGUGUUCCAAAAGGCGUAUCUGGAGUUCUUCACGUCCAGCGAGAACGUCAACGCUCUGCUCAAAGUCCUGAAGAAGUACGAGCCCCGAGUCAACUACCACAUCGUCAACGUCCACGGCCGGAAUCUGACCAACGCUCCGGACAUGCAGCCCAACGCCGUCACGUGGGGCAUUUUCCCCGGACGUGAGAUCGUCCAGCCCACUGUGGUCGACCCGGUCAGCUUCAUGUCCUGGAAGGACGAGGCGUUCGCUCUGUGGAUCGAGCAGUGGGCCAAACUGUACGAGGACGAGUCUCCGUCUCGUAUCAUCAUCAAGUACAUCCACGAUAACUACUUCCUGGUGAAUCUGGUGGACAACGACUUCCCCCUGGACAACUGUCUGUGGCAGGUCCUGGACGACAUGUUUGAGCUGCUGCGCUCCGACACGGGGCCCCUGGACCUCGGGGACCUCGGGGAGCCUCAGGAGCCUCAGGAGCCUCAGGAGCCUCAGGAGCCCCGGGACGCCGCGCUGAGCCAGGGGGCGGGGUCUGAGUGAUGUUUGGUCGUGUGAGACUCAGAAACUCCAGGAGAAUGUUCGUCACAGAUGCACAAAUUUAACUCAGGGACUGAACACGGCCCCUGACCCUCUGACCCCCUGACCCCCUGACCCCCUGACCCUUCCUGACCCCCUCU